This is a messenger RNA of Aspergillus luchuensis, 750 nucleotides long. Its product is annotated as putative mitochondrial 2-oxodicarboxylate carrier protein. Lineage: Eukaryota; Fungi; Ascomycota; Eurotiomycetes; Eurotiales; Aspergillaceae. The record is from RefSeq and is a predicted model, not a curated record. The coding region runs from base 1 to 750 and encodes 249 amino acids. Gene Ontology annotation, biological process: transmembrane transport. The transcript has 2 exons.
AUGUUCGACUGCCUGCGCAAGAUCGUCAAGAACGAGGGCUUCUCCCGCCUGUACCGCGGUAUCUCCGCCCCCAUCCUGAUGGAAGCGCCCAAGCGCGCGACCAAGUUCGCCGCCAACGACAGCUGGGGCGCCUUCUACCGCAACCUGUUCGGCGCCGAGAAGCAAACACAGUCACUGGCGAUCCUGACCGGAGCGACGGCGGGAGCGACCGAGUCGUUCGUCGUCGUGCCCUUCGAGCUGGUCAAGAUCCGUCUGCAGGACCGCGCCUCGGCCGGUAAAUACAACGGCAUGCUGGACGUCGUGAAGAAGAUCGUCGCCGCGGAGGGACCCCUCGCUAUGUACAACGGUCUGGAAUCCACCCUGUGGCGCCACAUUCUCUGGAACUCGGGUUACUUCGGCUGUAUCUUCCAGGUGCGCGCGCAGCUCCCUGCCGUCGAGCCGGGCAACAAGAGCCAGCAGACACGCAAUGAUUUGAUCGCGGGUACGAUCGGUGGUACGGCCGGUACGAUUCUCAACACGCCCAUGGACGUCGUCAAGUCCCGUAUUCAAAACACCUCCAAGGUUCCCGGCCAAGUGCCCAAGUACAACUGGGCUUGGCCUGCCGUCGGAACUGUCAUGAAGGAGGAAGGAUUCGCUGCUUUGUAUAAGGGAUUCUUGCCCAAGGUGCUGAGAUUGGGCCCUGGUGGUGGUAUCCUUCUUGUUGUGUUUACGGGAGUCAUGGACUUCUUUAGGAACAUGAGGGGCGAGUAA